AUGUUCAUCUUCAUUUUUCUGUCCUUGUGGACUCCUCUGGUGAUGGGCAGGGAGGAAGGUGGUGCUGGGAGUGAGGAGGGAGUUGGGAAGCAAUGUCAUCCCAGCCUGCCUCCCCCCUGCCCCUCCGGAUCCCCCAGUGCCCAGCCUUGGACACACCCUGACCACAGCCAGCUGUUUGCAGACCUGAGCCGGGAAGAGCUGAGGGCUGUGAUGAGCUUCCUGACCCAGCAGCUGGGGCCAGACCUGGUGGAUGCAGCCCAGGCCCGACCCUCAGACAACUGCGUCUUCUCAGUAGAGCUGCAGCUGCCCCCCAAGGCUGCAGCCCUGGCCCAUCUGGACAGGGGGAGCCCCCCACCUGCCCGGGAGGCACUGGCCAUCGUCUUAUUUGGCGGACAACCCCAGCCCAAUGUGACUGAGCUGGUGGUGGGGCCGCUGCCCCGGCCCUCCUACAUGCGGGAUGUGACCGUGGAGCGUCAUGGGGGCCCCCUGCCCUAUUACCGACGCCCUGUGCUUCUCCGAGAGUCCCAGGACAUAGAGCAGAUGAUUUUUGACAGAGAGCUGCCCCAGGCUGCUGGUGUCCUCCACCACUGCUGCUCCUACAAACAAGGAGGAAGGAACCUGGUGAUCUUGACCACAGCUCCCCGUGGUGUCCAGUCAGGGGACAGGGCCACAUGGUUUGGCCUCUACUAUAACAUUUCAGGUUUUGGGGUCUACCUGCACCCUGUGGGGUUGGAGCUGCUGGUAGAUCACAAGGCUCUGGACCCUGCCCAGUGGACCAUCCAGAAGGUGUUCUUUCAGGGCCGCUACUAUGAGAGUCUGGCCCAGCUGGAGGAGCAGUUUGAGGCUGGCCAGGUGAAUGUGGUGGUGAUCCCAGACAACGGCACAGGUGGGUCCUGGUCCCUGAAGUCCCAGGUGCCCCCGGGUCCAGCUCCCCCUCUGCAGUUCCAUCCUCAGGGCGCCCGCUUCAGUGUCCAAGGCAGUCGAGUGACCUCCUCAUUGUGGACUUUCUCCUUUGGCCUCGGAGCUUUCAGCGGUCCUAGGAUCUUUGACAUUCGCUUCCAGGGAGAACGACUGGCUUAUGAGAUCAGCCUGCAAGAGGUCCUGGUUGUCUAUGGUGGGAAUACCCCAGUAGCAAUGGUGAGCCACUAUGUGGAUCGAGGCUUUGGUCUGGGCAAGUUUGCCACACCCCUGACCCGCGGCAUCGACUGCCCCUAUCUGGCCACCUAUGUGGACUGGCACUUCCUUCUAGAGUCCCAAGCCCCCAGGACCCUACACGAUGCCUUUUGUGUGUUUGAGCAGAACGAGGGCCUGCCCCUGAGGCGACAUCACUCAGAUGCGUUUUCUCACUAUUUUGGGGGUGUUGUGGAGACACUGCUGGUCUUCAGAUCUGUUUCAACCUUGUACAACUCUGACUAUGUGUGGGAUGUGAUCUUUCACUCCAAUGGGGCCAUUCAAGUCAAAUUCUAUGCCACGGGCUUCAUCAAUUCAGUGUUCCACUUUGGCGCUGCCCGAAGAUAUGGAAACCAGGUUCGGGAGAACACACUGGGCACCGUCCACACCCACACUGCCCACUACAAGGUGGAUCUGGACGUGGGAGGACUGGAGAACUGGGUCUGGGCUGAGGACAUGGCUUUUGUCCCCACUGCGAUACCCUGGAGCCCCAAGCACCAGAUACAGAGGCUGCAUGUGACCCGGAAGCAGCUGCAGACAGAGGAGCAGGCUGCCUUCCCCCUGGGAGGGGCCUCCCCUCGCCACCUGUACCUGGCCUGCAAGCAGAAGAACAAGUGGGGACACCCUCGGGGCUACCGCAUCCAGCUGCUCAGCAUCCCUGGGGAGCCGCUGCCCCAGAACAGCCCUUUGGAGAGAGCCGUCAGCUGGGGAAGGUACCAGCUGGCCAUGACCCAGAGGAAGGAGACAGAGCCCAGCAGCUCCAGCGUCUUCAAUCAGAAUGACCCUUGGACUCCCACCGUGGACUUUGCUGACUUUAUCAACAAUGAGACCAUUGCUGGAAAGGACUUGGUGGCCUGGGUGACAGCUGGUUUCCUGCACAUCCCACAUGCAGAGGACAUUCCCAACACGGUGACAGUGGGCAACAGUGUGGGCUUCUUUCUGCGACCCUACAACUUCUUUGACGAGGACCCCUCCAUCAAUUCUGCUGACUCCAUCUACUUCCGAGAAGACCAGGAUGCUGGGUCCUGUGAGGUCAACUCCGUGGCUUGCCUGCCCCAGGUUGCUGCCUGUGCCCCUGACCUCCCUGCCUUCUCCCAUGCGGGCUUCUCCCACUAGGUGUUCCCUGGGAUGGGGAAUGUGGCUGGGGCCCCAGGGCCAGGGAAUGUGCGGAGAAGAAGGGCUGGGAGCUGUGGAGUCUGUGCGCUCUUCUCCCUCUUCACCCUCCAGGGUCCUUUCUCUCCCUUGCCUUCCCCUCCCUGCUGGGAGCAUCCUGAGCCUGUGCUGCCUGACACAGGGCCGUCUCAGCUCUGUGGACCCCACCCUGCGGGAUUCCUGUUGCAGAGAGGAAAGGAAUGGCCAGUGGGGAGUCUGGAAUGAUUAUUA
Budorcas taxicolor (takin) is the source of this 2553-nucleotide messenger RNA. Its product is annotated as primary amine oxidase, lung isozyme-like. Gene Ontology annotation, molecular function: copper ion binding; primary methylamine oxidase activity; quinone binding. The record is from RefSeq and is a predicted model, not a curated record. Gene Ontology annotation, cellular component: endoplasmic reticulum; early endosome; plasma membrane. Bases 1 to 2286 code for a protein of 761 amino acids. Gene Ontology annotation, biological process: response to antibiotic; amine metabolic process. Lineage: Eukaryota; Metazoa; Chordata; Mammalia; Artiodactyla; Bovidae. The transcript is spliced from 4 exons.